AUGCGCGCGCUCGCGCGCGGGGGCGCCUCCUCGGCGCGCGCCGCGCGCGCACCUCGAACGCGACGCGCGCCGCCGCGUCGUCUCGCCGCCGCGCGACCCCGCGCGGCCUCCUCCGGGGACGACGCCGCCGAAAGCGGGUGGCGCACGCUCGGCGGGACGACGGCGUCGUCGCGCGAGGACUCGGGCUGGAUCGCGGUCCAGGACGAGCCGUCCGUCUCCUCGCCGGAGGAAGACUACGAGCGCGACUUCAGCGGAAGGGUCGUGUACCGCCCGCGCGGGUACUACUACGACGCCGUGCGCGCCUCCGACGCGGGCGAGCGCGUCAAGGUGGACGUCGGCGUCGUCGACAAGCGCCGCGCGCGCACGUUCUGCAUCGCGAAGCGGCUCGCGGGCGGAUCGGAUCUCGUGGAGGUGACGAUGGAGCGGCCGCUCGGGAUCGUCUUCGAGCGCGACACGGAGGGGCGCGUCCGCGUCGCGGACUUCGUGGACGGCAGCAAGGCUGGCCGCGCGGCCGCGGUGGAUCGUCUGCAGGGGCUGAACGCGAUCGGCGCGGCGGCGCCGCGUCGCGGCGACGUGCUUCGAGCGUUCACCGCGUCGACGCUGUCGUUCGGUCCCCGCGCGCAGCUGUUAGGGGAUCUGUCCGGGACGAAGCGCGCCGUGGUGUUGUUCGGCGCGGACGAUCAGCCGUGGGGGAAAGUGUCGUCGAGCCUCAGCAGCGGGCUCGUGAGGGACGGGCCGGUGACGUUGAUCUUGGAGAGGCACCGAGACGCGGAGAUGCAAAAGGCGUGGACGCCCGAGCCGGCGGAGGCGCGCGGCGUUCGCGGCGACGCGUCGCGGUCGGGGGGGGGCACGCGACGGAGCGGCGCGGGAAGCGCGUGGCGAGGACGAGCUUGGACUUGGGAGGCGUCCCGGACCCGAUAA
Micromonas pusilla CCMP1545 is the source of this 921-nucleotide messenger RNA. RefSeq lists its product as uncharacterized. The record is from RefSeq and is a predicted model, not a curated record. Lineage: Eukaryota; Viridiplantae; Chlorophyta; Mamiellophyceae; Mamiellales; Mamiellaceae. The transcript is spliced from 2 exons. The coding region runs from base 1 to 921 and encodes 306 amino acids.